Messenger RNA from Mycena citricolor, 1789 nucleotides. The record is from the annotation of a GenBank genome assembly. Lineage: Eukaryota; Fungi; Basidiomycota; Agaricomycetes; Agaricales; Mycenaceae.
CGACGAACGACAGGCACAUGCCGUCCCUGGUAGGUACUAAAGGUUCUGCCGGAAUUGAGUACCAAGGAUAUGCGGGGGCACCGGAUAGGGCGGAAGCAUGCGCGGGUGCAGAUUUUGGGGGGGGCACCGCUGCCUCCUGCCUGGAUCCGUCGGCUGCCGCGAUGCACCACCAGACUUUCCCAUCGAUCUGCGAGGUGCGCACACAGACGAAGGCGCGGCACGAGGGGCGAUUUACUCCGUGCGUAUCAUUCUGUCGCACGACGCAGGGUCACACGGCCUGCUCACGUUACUGCGCCAGAUUAUUGCGUCCCCACGCUUGACAUAUUUUCCCCUGGGCACACGGGGGUUCGCGUUAAACAAACAUACAUAAGUAAGCGUCCGAGAUUUUUACACUCUCGCUCGCUCGUACGUUGUUGCCUCUCUGCCACGUCCGUACCCCCUCUCCGCCGCUACUGCACUGCCCGCACGACACGAUGAACCGCCCCCGGACCGUCUCGCACGCGAAUGCGGAGCGCAUCCUGUACCUGAAUGAGAUCAACCACCGCUCCGGCGCGAUGUCGCGCUGGGAGCGGCUGCGGCACGGGCCCAUGCACCCGUUCGUCGAGUGCUUUGCUGAGGCCAUGGGCGUUUUCAUGUACGUGUACGCCGGUGUGGGCUCGCAGGCCGUCUGGGUCGUCGGAAACCUGCUCAAAGAGGUCGGCGCGUCGUCGAUUAUGCAGAUUGGGUUUGCGUACGCCGCUGGCAUCUGCCUUGCGAUUACGGUAUGCUCCGCGACGUCGGGCGGGCACUUUAAUCCGUGCAUUACCAUCAUCAUGGUGCUCUUCAAGGGCUUCCCGAAGCUCAAAGCCGUCCGAUACAUCGUCGCCCAGCUGCUCGGCGGGUACAUCGCGUGUCUGCUGAUCUACGCGCAGUACCGGCACACCAUCCUCGCGAUCGAGGCGGCGACCCCGCCGGCCGUGCUCGCGGCGAUCCAGUACACGCCCUCGGGCCUGCCCGGGAUCUUCGCGCUGUACGUCGCGCCCGGGAGCAGUCUCGGGCAGGUCUUCCUGAACGAAUUCGUGUGCGACUUCUUCCUCGCGAUCGUCAUCUUCGGCGCCACCGAUGCGAGCAACGUGCUCGUCCCCCCUUCGACCGCGCCGUUCAUCAUCGCCAUGGCCUAUGCCGCUGCCAUCUGGGGCUUCGCUGCGGUGGGACUGUCCGCCAAUGCAGCACGUGAUCUGGGUGGGCGGUUCGCGGCCAUGUCCAUUUGGGGAUCCGCCGCCGCCGGGAACAAAGGCUACGCAGCCAUUGCCGCGCUGACGAAUAUCCCGGCCACGAUCCUCGCAUGCUUGGUCUACGAGCUGGUGUUCGUCGACUCGGACCGCGGUGUGUGCUUCGCGCUUCUCGCUUGGAUUCCCUGCUCAAAAUCACUGAUCCGGAUAUUUUUAGUGGUGUCCCAGAUGCAUCGGGAGUACCACGACGUGCAUGCACUGCACCGCAAACACGGACACGCGGCGGCGGCGCAUGGUGCCGAAGAUGACCAUACGAGCAGUGAGCAUGAGAAGGGGACCGUCGGGGUUAAUGAGCGGGUCUGAGCUCAAGUCGUGUUUUGUUUCUGUGUUAUUACCAUACAUGUAUCAUCAUUAUCGUCAUCCUCCUCGUCAUCAUCGUCCUGGGUCAUUCGUGGAAGGAUGGGUAUUAAACAAGAAGCAUAACUCCCACGGGUUGUUAGCGCAGUUGGUAGCGCGUCCGCUCAGCAUGCGGGAGGUCACCGGUUCGACUCCGGUAUAGUCCAAGGCUAUGCUUUUUG